AUGUUGAAUAAAUAGAGAUCAAGAUUGCCUCCUUAAUUACUGAUUACUCCUAAAUAUGAUGAAAAUCUUGUAAUUUGCAAAACUUAAGAAGAUGUCACAAAAGAGCAUCGAAGGAAUACAAGUUACCAACAAAGACCUCGGUAAUAGAAAUAUAAUUUUCAGUUGUGCCAUUAGAUUGGAAAGGGAUAAUUUAGUAAAGUUAUGCUUGUUAAGUAAUUAUUAAUAAUAUAUACAAUUAGAAAUGCAAAUAUUUUUUAUGCUUUAAAAAUGAUUGACAAAAAACUGAUCUAAAAGUUUAAUAUAGGAUAAUAAGUUUAAAGAGAAAUAGACAUCUAAUCAUCAAUACAACACUAAAACAUAGUUAAAAUGUUUGGUAAUUUUUAAGACAAUGAUUAUGUUUAUCUAAUAACAGAAUAUUGUGAAAAAGGAAAUUUAUACUAAAAAUAAUUCUCUAAAGAAGAAAUUAAAAAAAUAAUUAAAUAGGUUCUCCUUGGAAUUCAAUAUCUUCAUUCAAUGGGUAUAAUGCAUAGAGAUGUUAAGCCAGAGAACAUCUACUUAACUUCGAAUGAUACAAUUAAGAUAGGUGACUUUGGUUUCUCUAAUUAUAGAGGUAGAAGAAAGACUUUUUGUGGUACUCCUGAAUAUAUGCCUCCAGAAAUAGUGCUAUCUUAGACAAAUAAGAAUUAUUAUAAUGGUUAUGAUGAAAGAGUUGACAUUUGGGCUAUAGGAAUCUUAUUAUUUGAAUUGUGUAAUGACACAGUUCCUUUUCGUGAUACUGAUCGUAAUAGAUAGUAAGAUAGGAUUUGUAGAGAAAAUAUAUAAUUCAAAGAGGGUUAAGAUUAGGAUCUUAUAGAUUUUAUUCAAAAAUGUUUGAAAAAGGAUCCUAAUCAAAGGGCUACUAUACAAGAAUUGUUGUAACAACCUUACUUAUAAAUUUGA
Molecule: messenger RNA, 939 nt
Organism: Paramecium primaurelia
Lineage: Eukaryota; Ciliophora; Oligohymenophorea; Peniculida; Parameciidae
Source: the annotation of a GenBank genome assembly